AUGACUCCAUGUUCCUCGUUCAUCCCACCCCGGACGGCAGGGGAUUUCGGAUAUAUCUCCUCCGACGUUGACGUUGGAGGAUCGGAUUCGAACGACUCUGAUGGUUCGGACGACGACCAUGAGCAGCUCUCUGAAUUUGUAAUUUACGAGAUCUAUCCUGCCGAUGACCACGCGAAGCUUGAACGAAUCGCAGAGCUGCAGAAUCAUUCUCGGCACUCAUCGUUCUCACCAAUAGCGCCGCUAUUCAGUAUCUCAUUCCCAGACACUGACCUGCUAGGGUUCGGCUCAUACUGCGAAGGGCCGUGCGAUUGGUACUCUGGACUUGCUCAACCCCUCUUGUUUGACAUAGUAGACACGUCCUUCCCCGACACAAUAGCCAGAUACAAGAUCCUAUUGGACGACGACCUGACCAAGGUGGAACUCGUCCGGCUCUCGACAACUUAUUUUCCGCUCGGGGACGGUGUCUUUGAGCCGUAUCGCUUCUGUGAGGGGACGCUGGUGGCAUGGUGGAGCAACAACCGAGACCGCGUCAGGGGGAUCCGCACUAGUUCGUCCACACCUGGUGAAGCGACCGAUCCCACUUUCGUAUCCAAGACGUACACAUUAUGUCCUACGGACCAACAAAUGAUUGCCGACUCCAGUUUCUGCCCUAUCUCACUCCCUGUCCUGAAACUGAGGUCUCUAGUACCACGCCUAUUAGACGUGGAAACCGCCUCGUUGAGCGUGCCUCCAUAA
This is a messenger RNA of Cyclocybe aegerita, 735 nucleotides long. Lineage: Eukaryota; Fungi; Basidiomycota; Agaricomycetes; Agaricales; Hemipholiotaceae. The record is from the annotation of a GenBank genome assembly.